AUCGACGUAACCUUCCAGGUAGAAGACGAAGCCAACAUUCUGCUCCUGCCGAUCUCCUUGUUAAGAUUGCCCCGCCCCUGUAUAUCCGCGUCACACCACCUGGUCCAGUUCGUCCCCGCGCACUAUUGAUGGACAUAUGUCUGGCCGAUUUAUUCCCACUACGGAACGAGGAUCCAUUGAUCUAACAAAUGGCUACGAUCGAGACCAUCCUUACUGAGCUGCUUACUAGAGUCAAAUACCGCGGGGAGGGCCAGACUGAUUUUGCGCUUCUUUACGCCGUCUUGUCACUCCUUUCAUACAUAUGCAAGGCGCCUCUCGUCAAACCUGGUACCGACAUUGUCAACAGCCUUGGCAGGCAGCGUAACGCGCUUGAGAGCUUCCUGAAAGCCUGCUUUGGUCUCCAGGGCAACAGCGACCUUCUCUUGGAAUUCGACACUGAUCUUGCGCUCAAAGACCAUCUCAGACUCCGAUACCACCAUCCCAUCGUCUGCUCCAGUGUCUGGAAGGAUCCUGUCCUGUGCGCAAUGUCCAUCGCAAGCUGCUACCACGUAGGCCAGGUCAAGACUCGGGACUAGAGCAGCACUGUACGCUUUACGCCUUUGAAACCGGAGAGAGUUUACUACCAUCCUACGGUGUCACAUCUUGCUUUCCGAUUCAUCCCUUCCAACCUCACCACGACCUCAUUUUCAACCUUUGCACAACCGGCACUGCGCAUUGAAGUUACUCCGCUCCCAGCGACACAGUCAA
Messenger RNA from Suillus clintonianus, 747 nucleotides. RefSeq lists its product as uncharacterized. The coding region runs from base 189 to 575 and encodes 128 amino acids. Gene Ontology annotation, molecular function: inositol-3-phosphate synthase activity. Gene Ontology annotation, cellular component: cytoplasm. The record is from RefSeq and is a predicted model, not a curated record. Gene Ontology annotation, biological process: inositol biosynthetic process; phospholipid biosynthetic process. The transcript has 4 exons. Lineage: Eukaryota; Fungi; Basidiomycota; Agaricomycetes; Boletales; Suillaceae.